This is a messenger RNA of Paramuricea clavata, 35442 nucleotides long. Lineage: Eukaryota; Metazoa; Cnidaria; Anthozoa; Malacalcyonacea; Plexauridae. The record is from the annotation of a GenBank genome assembly.
AUGGUCAUUGAUGGUAGUUUUGUUGGUACCAAACUUACUGGUGGUGUUAGUGGUGGUGAAAAAACUUAUGAAGUAAAGUUUGGUGAUGAUUUUUAUUAUGAAGAUCCUAUCGAUGGAAGUAUUGCUAAACAACAGGUAUAUAUUCUUAAUACUUUAUUUUUACUGGAUUUUUCGGCUAAUCUUGGUGUUUCUUUUUGGCCCUAAUCAGUAAUUAUAAAUUAAAUUCCUAAUUUGCGAAUUGGACAACUAUUAACAAACUCUGCAAAGGAACAUUAUAAGUUCUAGAUCAUAAAGUUCCUUUUCAAUGUUCCUCAAUUUGGAAACUCAGGUCUCAAUAAUCGCUUAUUUUGGCGAAGUUGAAGAGUUGAUAGACAUUGCAUUGAUUUAUUGAUUUGUUAGGAAAACAAUAUUUGACAUGGUAUAAAAUAUUUUCGAGAUGGUAAUGUGAGUUGCCCGAACAUUCAGAUCAAGAUAUCUUAGUUCGUGGGUUUCAUUCCUUUUAACUUUGCAUUGAUUUGUCAUGGAUGGUAUUUAUUCACAGGGUGUUCGUGUUGUAUUUGUUGAUGGUUCAAGACUAGUUUAUCGUCUUAGUGGAACAGGAAGUACAGGAGCAACAAUACGUGUCUAUAUUGAAAGCUAUGAAUCUGAUCAGCAGACAUAUUCCAUGGAUGCACAGGUAGAAUAUAAUAUUUUUUUACUAGAGUAAACAUUUUGUAAGGCUUGAUUUAACACGUUGCCUGUUUUUCCAAAUUCUAAGGAGUAGUUCAUGUACGCCUAAAAGCCUGUCCCCAGUUCAACUCAAAGCCUUAAGCCUAAUGUGUCUUGGGACAAAUUAAUCGUCAUUCAUUCAUACAUCCUUAAUUCAUUUGAUUGGUCUGUUCGCGCAAAAACCUCAACUCAUAAUUGAGCAUUGUGCUGAAUAUAUAACUGGCGCAACAGGGUACAUUAGUCUUAGAUGUGCCUCUGAAUGCUCUGAUGAUCUUACUCCAGCUCCCUGACGUCAGUAAACUUUAUCGUUGAACUGAUGGUGGUCAGUCGACAAAUAUAAAAGAGAAUAAUGCUUUUUUAGAUGAUCAAUAAAUUUGGUAAAAAGUCAAUAAAAUAGAGACAUUUAGGUAAUUUGUUUCUUAUAUCAUUAUUCAUUUAACAGGACGUGUUGAAACCGCUUGUCGAUAUAGCAUUGAAAAUUUCCAACAUUCAAGAAUUUACUGGCAGGAAUGCACCGACUGUGAUUACAUGACGUCAUGAAUACGAAUAAUUCACUUAUUGUUCCUGGGCUAUCACCAACAUCAUUAAUGGGAAUGUUGUCGGCCUCACACCUAGCUAGCUGGGUGAAGAACGUAUACAAUCGUAUCAAUCGUAUCGCGAUCAAGAAUACGGACACCAAAAGGAGAGAGCAGAGUGGUCGUAUUUGAUUGUGCCGUAUUAUAUAUAGAGGUUUUCUUAAGAAAAUUUGUGUCAAAAUUUUGUUGGAACAUAGGUUAUUGUAGUAUUAGGGAGGUGAGGUUUCCGUGAGGUUCCGUAUUAAAGAGAUGCGGUAUUAGAGAGCCUGUAUUAUGAGAUGUAUAACAGGGUAGGCCUAUUCCAGUGACCUCUAUAUGUGAUUGGAGUAGAAACUUUUAAAGUUCCUGAAUGAACCAAUGGCGGAAAAAUUAACGGAAGAAGACUGAGACUGACGUCCACUAUUCACUUUCGGUUUUAACUUUAAUUACAUACUAAAACUUUUACAUGUGUAAUAUAUGACUCUCCCUCAAUAUGUUUCGUAGCUUUGUUUCUUAUAGUAAUUACCAACAUGCACAUUGGGCUAAAUCAUUUGUGAUCAGCAAUUGUCAAUUAAGUCCAUUUUAGACCUAUACUUCAAACAUUAAUUUAUAUAGAGGUUCAGAUCAUUCUCGUACCCAGAGCCCUUCUUACGCGUGGUCAACGGAGCGCGACGAGACAAAUGUUUUUUUCCGUAGACAGUCGGACUCCUCAUUGAUAGUCGGACGCAUCAUUGAUCCGCGUCCAGGCCUCCGCGCGUUAUCGAUGGAUCCCUUCGUACCCUGCGUAACCCACUGGUGCACCAUAUAUCCAUCACUCCACGUUGUUCUUCUUCGACCAGGUGUAGAAAGAUGAACGAUUUGCUUCGCGAUGGCAUAGCAAAUCUACAAACUUGUUUUUCUGGUUCCGAAAAUACUCAAGAACUGUUAUUGCGAGUUAAAACUAUAUAUCAUUCCAAUUGAAAAGAAUCAGUAUAAGAUAACUAGCGUGCAAGGACACACUGCAAAAUACCCGUCCACUAGUAAUAUCAUAUAGCCCAGCCACUAUUUCACUGGAUAUGUAUAUACCACUCUUAUUGCCUCGGAACAAGGGAACACGAAAUAUAUUUGGGAACAGGGGAACAAAGCCCCUUUCCUAGAAUAUAUACAAGUGUUAUACAAUGGCCUAACGUAUUGUAGAUGAAAAAUGUGCAUAAGGCCACAUAAAAAAAUAGUUGGUUAGCGCCUCGCCCGCCACAAAAAAUGCCCCGCUCGGGAUUUUUUUUUAUUUUUAUUGAUCAACUGGCUCUAAUAUAUGUAGUAUUUCUGUUGACUGUAGUCAAUUGUGUUAAUAAGUUGCGAAAUUGCGUGCGAAAAUGACGGUAUGAAUCAUAUUUUGAAAUAUAUAAGAAAAAUAUUUGUACUGCGCAAGAAAAUCCAGUUUCGGACCUAAAACCAAGGCGUUAAAAAUUAGUAAAAUUAAAAAAAAAGCGCCCGCCCGACCACUUUUUGGCAAAAGCUAAGGACGCUAACCACUGAUCUACCAACUAUUUUUUAUGUGGCCUAAUAUAUCGUUUUCUGAUCUUCCUGGGAAGUUUUUGCCGUUUCUGACAUUAAUGACCUUCCUGAAUUCGGAUUUGCGCCAAACGUCCCUGAAUUCGGGUUUGCGCUUGCGCUUGCUAGAUGAAGUACCUACUUUUCCUACUGUUGAGCCGGCGAGCAAAUCGCGCUGAAUGCAUUCCUUAUUCUGAAAAUGGCAAGGGAACGAUCGAGGGAUGGCAAGAGUGUACCCUGGAUUCCAGAGCCUUCGACAGUAAAUAAUAAAUUGAAAUGUCGCGAAGGCUCUGGUUCAACGGGGCGAUUCUUUGAUUAAACCGCGCCAAUCACAAAACAGAAUUAGUGGUUUUAGUACAGAAUCUGUACUAAAACCACUAAUUCUGUUUUGUGAUUGGCGCGGCUUAAUCAAAGAAUCGCCCCAUUGAACCAGAGCCUUCGCGACAUUUCAAUUUAUUAUUUACUGUCGAAGGCUCUGGAAUCCAGGGUAGCAAGAGUGCUGAAUUUGUCCAACCAGCUGGUGUACUUGUGGUAGACUGUUCUACCGGCUGCUUGAGGAUCAAGGUGAAGUUCCUCCUCUGGUCAGAUUUUUGAGCAGCCAUCAUGAGUUUUCUGUCACAUUUUGCUUGCACCUGAAAAAGCAGAUACCAACGGCAACGCCCUUCACAGUCGACGCAGCAAUCACCAGAAUCGAAGAGGUAUAUGACUUUGAUUGUCAGUGCAUGCAUAAAACAAGUCAAAGCCUUCCUUAGGACAAAUGCCCAGAGCCAAGGUCUGCAAGGAAACUUUUCUUCAGUCGUUGUGGAAGACGAAACAAGAAUCUUUGGGAGAAAUCCGAGGUCUGCUUCAAAAGUAUGCUCCACAGCUUUUGAAGGUGUUCAAACUUAAAAGCCUUUUGACGCUGGUAGUCGAUCGAGAAUUUUUUUCUCCGAGAUGAAGCCAGUACAUGUAAUAUACCAAUGCAGUUGCAGUUCGCCUGUUGGAGAUUAACAAUAUAUAAAUAUAUAGACAGUAUUAACAGUUUAGAAGCCGGAAAUGCGGCAUGCGCCAACACUUCCGGUGAAACGAACACAUGUUGUAAAAACAUUAGUGAUGAGAGCGAGCGUGCGAAUGGAGAUUGUUAUAUAGGGCGAGAUAUUAAACUAGUAAAAAAGGAAAGAGAUUGUUAAUUAAACCUGUGUUUAUAGAACUGUGAAUUGUCGUAAACACAACAGGAGGCAAUUUACGACACCUGGCACCUCCCAACGGGAUUGUAACUAGAGAUUUAGCUCGAGCAAGAGCAAGGGAAUUCCGAAUAUAAUGGCAUUAAAACAACAACUCGACGAAAUUGAUGGCAAGUUACGUUUACUCAAUUUUACGACCAAGAAAACCGAUGAUAUACUUAAAACAAACGAUGAAGAAGUCGCUAUUCGACAAAAGGAUCAAAUAACAAAGAUUAUUUUGGCUAUAAGUGACCUGAAGCAACUAAUCGAAGAAAAGAAAUUUAUCGAAGGCGACUCCGAAGAGAAUGUCGCAGCAUGGGGGGAAUCAAUCGAGGAAAAUAUAGCUUUGGCCGACGAGAAAGUGAAGCAGUUAAACGAGUAUAUUCAGCGCCUUAAAGCAGACGAACGCCAGAAAGAAAGCGCCCUGGAAAACGAAAAUAAACGACUAUUAGACGAAGAAAAUUAUACGAGACAACAAGCCUUCGAGAAACACGAAAGAGAUAAACAACUUGCCUUCGAACAGGAACUUUUCAAUCAAAAAUUACAGCAUCAAAAGGAAAUUAAAGAAGUUCAAGCAGGGAAAAACUCAUCUACAAAGCUACCAAAGCUUGUAAUUACACCUUUUAAUGGCUCAUAUCACGACUGGUUGCGAUUCUGGGGCCAAUUUUCUGCGGGUAUUGAGUUGGCCGAUAUUCCUGAUGUGAUGAAAUUCUCUUACCUGAAAGAGUUAGUAGAACCCAAGAUACGGACAUGUAUAGAUGGACUGCCCUUCACGACCGAAGGAUACAAAAGUGCGAAGAAAAUCCUUGAAGAAAAUAUGGAAACACCAGUGAAAUUGUGAAUUCCUAUGUGGAAGAAAUCGUGAAUUUGCCAACGAUAACAAGUACCCGACCGGAGAAAAUACACCCCUUCUACGAGAAAUUGGUUUAUUGUGUUCAGUCACUAGAAACUUUGGGAAAACUUCAAGAAGUAAAUGGAUAUGUACGACUUACCUUGAACAAAGUACCUGGAAUACGUAGGGACUUAGUCAGAACUGAGCCCAAAUGGAAAGACUGGACAUUCACAGAUUUAGUCAAAGCACUGUUCGCUUGGACUGAAAGAAACCCUAUUGAAGCAAAGACAAGCAACGAAAGGAAAGAUGCAUCAAGGGCUUAUCAGACCCGUCAAGUAGAUCAGAAAUCUCGAGCGUGUGUAUAUUGCGACUCUAAAAAUCACAAGUCCAUUGCUUGUGACUCGGUGACCACCUGUGAAGCUCGACGAAAGAUUUUAUCGGAGAAGAAACUGUGUUUUAACUGCACGGGUGGUAGUCAUAGGGCAUCUGAGUGUAGGAGUAAGCAAACCUGCCAGAACUGUAACCGACGUCACCACACCUCAAUAUGUGAACCAGCCAAAACCAUUUUGACCGCAGCAUACCACCCCAGCGAUCACAAAGUAAUUUACCCAGUAGUUCUUGUCGAAGUCGACGGUACCAAGUGUAGGGCACUGCUUGACACCGGUUCCGGAAGCUCAUACGCAUCUGCGAAGUUAGUCGAACAGUUAAACAAGAAACCUAGUGAGUCGAAAGUUACAAGAGUUGAAAUGCUAAUGGGAUCAGCAACUCGUCGAGUGGAAAUCUUUAAUGUGAACAUUAGCAGUACUGAAAGCAACUUUAACUUGGAAACUAAGCUGACUAAAGUGGAAAAACCUUGUUUGAUGGAACUUCCUAACCCUCACUAUGACAGUCUAAUCAAGAAAUAUCCCCAUCUUGGUGGAGUGAAGAUGAUUGACGAUGACCAAAAGGAUCAACUUCCAAUACAUGUCGUGUCGGGAGCUUGUGACUAUGCCCGUAUCAAAACAAAAUGUGCCCAAAGAGUCGGUUCACCUGGAGAUCCAGUUGCAGAGAAAACAUCAUUCGGCUGGACUAUGAUGUCACCCGGAGUUGAAAGUGAUUCAAACAAGAUGUUGCUAACACAGAUCUCCACUGCUGAUUAUGAAAACCUCUGUCGGUUGGAUGUGCUUGGUUUAGAAGAUCUUCCAGAGAAUGACCAGGACAUUGUUUACGCAGAAUUCAAAGAGCAACUGAGACGUGACCCUGCAGGAUGGUACGAAACUGGGUUACCCUGGAAGGGUAACCAUCCCCCUUUACCAAGUAACAAGCAGGGUAGUGUUCGACGGUUAGAAUCACUAAUGCGAAAACUGAAUCGCUCUUCCAUUACCGAGAAAUAUGAUCAGAUUAUUCAAGAACAGAUUCAAGAGGACAUUGUACAGAGUGCUCCAGAAAAACCUAACGGACAUGAGUUUUAUAUCCCGCACAAACCGGUGAUUCGAGAGAACGCUGACAGCACUAAAUUAAGAAUCGUAUAUGAUGCAUCAGCCAAAGAAAGCGCAGAAGCACCAUCACUUAAUGACUGUCUUCAUACCGGCCCGUCAUUGCAGAACAAGCUAUGGAGUGUUUUGGUCCGCGGUAGAUUUCAUCCGGUUGCCGUCAGUGGUGACUUGCAGAAAGCCUUUCUGCAAGUCAGAAUCAAAGUAGAAGACCGUGAUGCACUGCGGUUCCAUUGGAAGCCCAACAGUCAAGCUGAGAUACAAACCCUCAGAUUUACUCGAGCCUUGUUCGGGUUGGCGCCAUCACCCUUCUUGCUGGGAGGGGUGAUCGAGUACCAUCUACAAUCGUGGGAAGAUAGAAAACCCGAUACUGUUGCUGAAAUCAAGAAGAGUCUUUAUGUUGACGACCUUAUCUUGUAGAAAGCGAAAGAAUUAAGAGACGGUGCAAUUGAAAUUUUUGAAGAUGCUAAAUUCACCCUCCACAAGUGGAAUUCCAAUGAAGAUGAGUUACAACCAAAGGAAGUAAAUGCACAGUCGGAUGAAAGUACCUAUGCUAAGCAACAACUUGGAGUCAAGGCAAACGAAAGCAAAAUUCUCGGUCUUCCUUGGGACAAGGCGAAAGAUACCUUAAAGGUAGUUUAUCCCCAAGAGUAUGGUGACGUGACAAAACGAGGUAUCCUUACUAGUUUGGCAAAGAUAUACGAUCCACUUGGCCUUGUUUCUCCAACAACCCUAAUUGGAAAGCUUGUGUAUCGAGAUGUUUGUGAUCUGAGGUCAGCCUGGGAUGCGCCUGUUCCAAGUCAGCCAAACAUUCGGUGGAAGAAAUGGUUUGAUGGUCUCCCUAAUGACGUACAAUUUCCCAGAUCUAUUGUGCGACAUCAAGAGACAAUCGAAAGCGUAGAUUUACACAGCUUCGGAGAUGCAAGUGGAAAUGGAGUUGCGGCCGCAGUUUACGCAAUUGUGAAUCAACAAUCUGGAAGCAGUCAAGGUCUUGUAGCAGCGAAAUCACGUCUAGCGAAAAGAAAUACUACAAUCCCACGACUCGAACUGACGUCAGCACACAUGGCAACGAAUCUCCUUAACAACGUCAAGAAUGCUUUAUCGGGAUUUCCAAUAAACGAACUACAUGCGUGGUUAGACAGUACCGUGGCCUUGUAUUGGAUUCAGAACGGCGGUGAUUACAAGCAGUUCGUGGCGAAUAGAGUUCGAAAAAUCCAAGAGUAUAAUGAAAUUGUUUGGCAUCAUGUACCAACUGGAGAUAACCCUGCGGAUCUUGGGAGCAGAGGCGGAAGUGUGACAAACCACAACCUUUGGUGGAACGGCCCGGAGUGGCUCGCCAACCGAGAAGAAUGGCCCCCUGAUAUUGUGAUCAAAUCUUCACCUGGAAGCAAAGCAGAAACGAAGAUGACGAAAGAGGUCAUUAACGCAGCAGUGGAACGAGUCGAUGAUCAAUUCGAUGAUCUGUUGAAGAAGCACAACCUUUGGAAGGUCCUGCGAAUCGGUGCAUGGAUCAAUCGUUUCCUACUGAAUUGCAAAGCAAAACCUCGAGAUCGACAGUUGGGUCCUCUGCGCGCCAGUGAGAUAAAGAUCGUGAAGAAAUGGUGGAUUAAACGAGUGCAGAACGAAGCGAAAAACCAACCAGUAUUUGCUAAAGAAAGCCUGGAACUGAAUCUUCAAGAGAACGAUGAACAUAUCCUAGAAUGUAGAGGAAGAAUUCAGGGCGUCUAUCCUGUAUACCUACCUGACAACCAUACCUUUACCGAGAAAGUAGUUGAAGAUUCUCACUUGCAAACGCUCCACGGGGGAGUGACCUUAACCAUGACCCACGUCCGAAACAGCUACUGGAUCCCCAGAUUAAGAAGAUUGGUCAAGCGUAUUCGAAAGAGUUGCUUCGGGUGUAAGCGAGCUCAAGCGAAGGCGUAUUCUGUACCGCCCCCUGGAAUCCUACCAACAACAAGAACAGAAGGAAAAAAUGCGUUUGAAGUUAUUGGAGUGGACUUCGCGGGUCCACUUAAAUAUUGUACAGCUCGAAAGACUUUCAAGAAAUCUUAUUUGAUCUUGUACACAUGCAGCCUGACUCGUGGAAUGUAUUUGGAAUUACUACCAAGCUUAGAGACGGACGAGUUCUUGAAAAGCUUUAAAACAUUUAUUGCAAGAAGGGGACGACCAAAACUCGUGUAUUCUGAUAACGGGGGAACCUUUGUAGGAGCAGCGUCCUGGCUCAGACAAGUUAAGAAUGAUGAGCGGAAUCGAGGGAAAUGGCAACUUGGAGUUAUCGUGCAACUUAUCACAGGCAAAGACGGGAUUGUCAGAGGAGCGAAGUUACGAGCGGGAAAGGGUAUUCUUGAGAGAGCCGUACAGCAGUUGUAUCCAUUAGAACUUUCGUGCAAUUGUGAGAAACCAAAACCGGCAUUGAGAGCCCAAGCUCCUGAGUUUCGACCAAGACGUACUGCAGCGGCUGUAGCGAGAUUACGGAUUCAAGACGAAGCUGAAGAGGAUGAACUUGAUUGACGUUCUUAGUAACUAUUGGUGGUUUAUUCUUAUUGUUGUUGUUUGGGAAUCUCCGAUAGUUAACAUAUAUAUCUCAAUAUUUGAGUUAUAUAGGGGGAGUGUGUUGGAGAUUAACAAUAUAUAAAUAUAUAGACAGUAUUAACAGUUUAGAAGCCGGAAAUGCGGCAUGCGCCAACACUUCCGGUGAAACGAACACAUGUUGUAAAAACAUUAGUGAUGAAAGCGAGCGUGCGAAUGGAGAUUGUUAUAUAGGGCGAGAUAUUAAACUAGUAAAAAAGGAAAGAGAUUGUUAACUAAACCUGUGUUUAUAAAACUGUGAAUUGUCGUAAACACAACAGGAGGCAAUUUACGACAGCUCUAGCGAAAGUGGAUGUACCACCUAUACAAUUUCUUGGAAAAGAACUAACACCCGUUCUCUUCGCAAAAGACUUGGGCGUAACAACCAACCUGACCUUGACGUUGAUGGGGUCGCUUUGUUAAAUUAGUAGAGUUAAACAUCUUUUUGACAAAUCGACUCAAAUUCUGAUUAUCAAGUCUCUAAUAUUUGGUAAACUAUACUAUUGUUCCUGUGCAUGGGCGGGUACUUAACAAAUUACAGUUAGUUCAAAACUUUGCUGCAAGGAUUAUUCUUGGAAUUAAGAAAUUUGAUCACAUAACACCUGGUCUUAAAGAAUUGGGAUGGCUAUAUGUUAAGAAUAUGUUAGAGUAUAGGGAUGCUCAAAUGAUUUAUAAAAUAACAAGACGCUCUACGGAGCGUUAACUCGCUGGGACUAUACUAGACUUGGUUGAAGUUAUAAGGUUUUCCCCGAGCUAAGCGGAAAAGUCGAAUACCGGCGCGAAAGGCUUAACACAGUACUAAAAUGCGGUAGACCCUACAAGUAAAGUUAUAUUUAGUACGCUACAUUCUAUUUCUUCAAGACUGUCAGCCGCCAGUUGGUCCAUACGCUAGGAUUAAACUGCGCUUUAAAACGUUCAAAAUAAAAUAUUUGGGGGCUUUUGGGCUCAAAAUGAAGAGAGAAGUCAGACGAAUCCACUGGUAUACGGCCGAAAAAGAGAAAACCAAUGAUACCAAAGGCAAAGUUAAUAUCAAGGUCAAGGAUCAAACAUACUGCAUUUUUUUAUAAUUAGUUUAAUAAUUUUGAGCGAUUUGUCAAUUCAAUGCAAUACAAUUUCGAUUGUGUACAGGGUAAAUAUGAUGUUUGUGAUGUUACUCUGAGUGUGUAUUCACACCGGGAAAGCUUGAAAAAUAUGCCUGGAUAUUUUUCAAGCUUUCCCGGUGUGGAUACACACUCAGAGUAACAAUUUCGCUUGGCUUUCAAAGACAAAGGCUAUAAAUCGCUAGAAUACUGUUUUUUAUAGUAAUACUGUACAUUUGACAUCCGUAAUUACUAAUUAGUACGAUUUGAAUCGAACGGUGGUAUUUUUAUCCUUAUUGCGCCAUUAGGCAUUACAAAUACACUAUGAAACGUACUGCGAGCGAUUUGUCAACAAUACAAUUUCGCUUGAUUUUCAAAGGCCAUAAAUCGCUAGAAUACUGGUGUUUAGUAAUAUACUUGACAUCCGUAAGUACAUUUUCUUACGCUGAAUCGAACGGUGUGCCAAACGUAACUUGCGAUUUGCGAAGGUUACUGUUUCCAUGUCGAAAUUCCUUGUAAAAUUGUUCAAUUUUCCUGAAUUUUCCUCAAAAUGCGGGGUUAUUUAUGGAUAAUUUGGGUCAAAUUGGCAGGAGCCUUAUGGAUAAUUGGGGGGAAAUUAGGCAGCUCAUUAAUAUUCUAUUUUGUGGCUAUCGACGAUUGGAGAUCCACUAUCCGUGAUCCGUGACAAAUGCAUGCCGAAACCUAUACUCGCCUGGGCAAAGGUGCCCCAGCGAGUAAUUAACGGUAGUGCACCACUAUAUUUGUGCAAUCUCUUUAAAAACGGUCUGACGUGCAUAAUGUAUAUCGGUUAUAAGUAUAAUACUGAUACUAUGACUUAUGAUAUUCCAGUAAUGAUGAAUAACCAAUUCAUAACUCUUGCUCAUUCAUACACAUGCCUUGGGGUUAAAGUUGAUGAAAACCUUAAUUGGCAUGAGCAUGUUGAAAUGAUUUGUAAGAAAGUUGGGGCCGGCAUAGGAGCAAUGCAACGAAUUAAGCCAUAUGUUCCUAUAAAUACCCUGCAUACCAUUUACAGAGCUUUGAUAGAACCGUAUUUUGAUUAUUGUAGUCCAUUAUGGGACGUCUGUAACCAACAGCUGAAGAUAAGCUUCAAAAGUUCCAAAACCGUGCAGCGAGAAUUAUAACCGGCGCCAGCUAUGAAAUAAGGUCUAUUGAUGUUCUUCGAUCCCUUGCUUGGGAAAAUUUAGAGAUAAGACAACGUACAACUAAAUCCACAUUAAUGUAUAAAGUCCUGAAUGAUUGCGCUGGGCCGAACUUGAAGGAUGCUCUAACGAGAAGGGACCUUGUUCAAACCAGUUAUAAUCUUCGCAAUACUUAUACUGACCUUACCUUGCUAAGCCAAAACGAGAAUUUCUAAAAAAAAGCUUUAAGUAUAGCGGAGCUAAAUUGUGGAAUAAUCUUCCUUCUGAUGCGAAGCUAGCGCAAUCAAUUUAUUCUUUUAAAAACUGCCUGAAAGAUUCACGCUAACAUCUUCUAAUAUACUGUAUAUGCAUGCUUUAGAAAUAUGGGUCACACCGUUUGGAACUUAAUUCUUGUAUUGUAAAUAGUUGUAUAUAAUUCUUUAUUCUUUUCUAGAUCAUAUUUGUAAUUUUUAAUAGUAACAGACGUCCCUCGUGAAAAUCAACAAAUCGUUGACGAGGCUAACGUCUUUAAAUAAAGUUUACAUACAUACAUACAUACAUACAUACAUACAUACAUACAUACAUACAUACAUACAUACAUACAUACAUUCAUACAAACUCGUAAUUGUCUUAAUAUCCCAAAAUGCAGAACAAGUUUGGCCCAAAGAUCAUUCAGGUAUAGAGCUACAAAAAUUUGGAACAAUAUUCCAGAUAAGAUAAGAAACAGUCAAACAAUAACUAUUUUUAAAAGGAAAGUCAAGAAAUGGUUACAUACCAAAACUUAACAGUUAUAAUUCUAGCCGAUAGUGUAUAGUAUUUAAUUAUUGAUAUAUUUGUAAAUAGGUAAUUUAACUACGUCAUCUGAGAAUUGUAAUUAGGCCUGAAAAGCCCCACGGGGAGGUUCUAAUAAAGUAUUAUAUUGUAUUGACCUGUUGUUGAAGAGAAAUAUUUGCAGGCAAUUUAAUUUGUCCACUUCUUACGAAGUUUUUUUAAUGCCAGAAUUUGACCAUUUGGAAAAUUAUAAAAAGAAUGCUCGGGAUUUCUUUUAUUGUUUGGUAAAAUAACCAGGGACACAACACGCAAAGCCAGCCGCCACUUCUUUUACUCAUGCUUCGUUUACUCACAAGUGACUACUAAGAUCGGAAUUCCCCGUGCGCGUCACGCCUUGUGACGUCGUUAUGCGUAAGGUCUAUUGAUCGUUGUAGGCGUCGUUUAUCGUGAUGUUUUAUCAUUGAAUCACCAGUUAUAACUACCGUAGGUGGUUUCUACAGUAUAUCGUAUUCUUGUGUUGUGGUUAGUGAUUGCGCUUCUUCGGUUGUUACACGUUGUUCAGCUGUAGCUUUUAGUGCCCAGUUGCUUUGCACCAUUGUUAUGGGUGAAAUUCAACCGAUCAAUGAAUAGAUAGAGUAAAAAAUCCGGGGGGAACAUGCAAAUGAUGUUUAUAUACUGCAAAUGAAAGAAACAUUUGCCGUGAAAAAGCUCAAAAAGCUGACAACCUUCAAGACCCCCGUAAGUGGUGCAACAUCAUUAAUAAAAUCUAAGGCAGAUCUGCGAAUGCCACUCUGAUCAGUUAUGAGGAUUGAGAAUGAGACUGGGAACGUGAUUUCUGGGAUUAAUUCGUCAGAUUAAUUAGUCAUUAAUUCGUCGUUACGAGCCUCCUUUGCUCCUUUCCCACUCAGUACCACUUGCCGGAGAUAAGACCUGGUGGUUAUGGAAAGACUCCUUUAUAACCCCCAAACCCAAAGUUUUCCCAGUGACGGUUGGUGGAGACCUUAGACCCAUUUCACUUACUACUGCAUGUAUUGCAAAGAUCCUAGAAGAUUUUGCACUAAAAUGGCUGAUCAAGGACAUCCGACACAAAAUUGACCCACAACAAUUCGGUUCGCUUAAGGAAACUUACAGCUUUGUCGGAAAGAAAAGCAGUUCAUGUUUAACCAUAAGCAGCCCAAAAUGCGUGUAGAAUGCGUCAAAUGUCAACUUAUAAUAAGCUCGCCCCACUCCUUUGUCAUUUGUCGCGCGCCGCAAUACAUAUAUAUAAAAGCAGUGUGGCCUCUGCAGUGACCCCACGACCGCCGUUGUUGCCCUCUGAUUCGCCUCGGGCGACAACGGCGGUUUCAGGUCCACAAAACACACUGUUUCCCUCGGUCUCAGUAAAUAGGUGAUAAAUGUAAUAUUUUGCAAUAAUAAUAGUACAUAGUGUUUUCCAUAUACUAAAACAAAUAUUAUUAACUGUUGUUGUUAAUUGCAUUUGCAGUUAUGCUGCAGCCACAUGAUUUUGAUGUUAAAGAGAAAUCCAAACACAAGUUCAUGGUACAGUCGAUGAUUGCCGUUGGGAAUACAGAAAACCUUGAAACUAUAGUAAGAACUUUUUGUUUAUAUUACAGUAAACAAUGGAAUAUAUUGGUCGUGAAUAAUCCCAAUAGUUUACAUUAAAUAUAUAUAGAAAUCUCGGCCUAAGGAGCUUUGUACAGUUAGUCCCCGCGUCAACUGCGCGUAGUGGAUCAUCAAAGAUCGCGGGCGCGUGACUAUGGUUUAUGGCAUAGGUGGACCUCUUCACUGAUGUGUUUGGCAGGUGUUGGAUAAGCAAGAUUUUCACAAUCGUUUCAUACAAUGAGCUUUGAAGCAAUUUUUGUUUGAAGAAAUGAGAAGAAUUGAUUUACUAUGGAAGAUCGUGAAAUAUAUAGGGCAGAUUUGCUUUGUUCGUCUAUAUUUUCCAAAAAUUGAUUUAAUAUGAAGUAUUAGUAAUUGGCCAACACUGAACGCAGGCUCGCGUUUUUAAUAUAUAUUUUUUGCACAAAACGGCGAAAAUAGUUGAAACAUUAGUAUCGUGAACUAUACAACAACGAAUUGUAGGUAUGUUAUUUUGCAUUUUGUGAGCUUUGAAUUAAUAUAAAAUUUAACCUGAAACGCUUCGAAAUUCAUUCAAGCAAACUGUUUUUCCGAUAAAGUGUUUUUACUUAAUAAAGCAAAAUAAGUUAACUGUAUUAUGGAUAGUUUAUACGGUAUCUGGCUUCGCACGACAAAGAAUGAAGAAUACACAUUUUAUGGUUAAAUGGUUGAAAAAUCAACGAAGAUGGCCUCGAUUGCAAACGAGCAAUUAAUUUACUUACUUUGAACGAAAUUAGCUAUACGCUAUGACAAUUGCCAAUUCUAUAGGCUAACCACAUGUACGCAAUACGUACCUAUUUUUAGGGUUACCUACGUAAUUUCGAGCACAGACAGAUUAAUACGUAAUUUGUCGAUUUGUGAUUGAAAAGAAAGAGCUGGCCCAGCAACUAAUAAGCUGUCUUCAAGACAGUCUAGAAGUAUCAACGAGAAUUAUGUUUUCCCUGUCAUUCAACUGAAUUCACAUGUUGUGUUUUAUCAUAAAAUUAUACUGCGGACGGGUAAUAAUAAUAAUAACACUUUAUUUAUUGAGGAUAAACAGAUGAAGUUACAACUUUUUUCCAAUCUGGUCCUCCUAAACACUAUAGACACAACAAGAAUAACAUUAAACAUGACUAUUUUCAGUACUUCCUAGGAGUAUGAACAAAUGAAAUCGUGGGUAUAAUGUAAAGUAUUAUAGUAGCAGGUGCGAGUUGUUUGACGAAAAGUCCAACUUGUUAGUAUCUUUUGAAAAAUUUUCACACUGAUUUUAAUAACAACAGCAAAUUACGCUGGAUUAUAAUUCAAUGUGUAAUAGUGUUUUCAAUUUUUUAAGAAGUCGAAGUGAAGAUUACUACGAAAACACGCUCGAUAUGUUGCUGACACGCUUUGAUUUACGAUUUAUUUAGAAUGUGCUCAUGCUGGGUCGAUGUUUUCGCGAACUAAGAGAGCAAUGGGUGAAUAAAGGGAUACCGAAUGGUUUUCCGUGCAGGAUUGCGUGAUCCAUGCACGAGGGAUGUCGCGAGACUUUCGGAAAGCGUAAAAAUACUCGAGCCGCAGGCGAGUGUAUUUUUACGCUUUCCGAAAGUCGAGCAACAUCCCAAGUGCAUGGAUCACGCUAUCCUGCUUGGAAAACCAUUUGGUAAUUGUUUUAUAAAAUAACUACAGUGAAACAAUGACAUUUUGUGAAUCCCGCGAAAAUCCCGCGAAGGCAUUUUAAUUCCUCGUGCAGGAUAGCCUGAUCCUGCACGGCUAUUGACCAAUCAAAUUGCGUAUUUCACUGUAGUUAUUAUAUAAUACGUUCUACAUAACGUUGCGAUAUGUGUCAAAAAUUGUCUUGUGCAACAUGUCAAGAUUUUGUUGGCAUCUCACUCGAUUGAAUAAUAGUUGAAGGCUCUUGUUGUUGGAAUUUAUGGAGUGGAAAUUUAUAUGCAUUUAUUAGACCUAACCCAAGAACAGUUUCAACUUUGCAACCAAGAACAGUUGCAACAGCGAAAAAUGCAACUUUAGGUCCCUGGCAGGAAUCGAACCUGUGGCCCUGCGAUUCCGGUGCAACGCUCUAACCAACUGAGUUAUACAGAGUCCAGUUGUCGGAUAUUCAAUCGAGUGAGAUACCAACAAAUUCUUGAUAUAUACCCAUCACCUAACAUGGCAACACGCCAGUAUUUUUAUAUGAACUUGUGGUUUGAGCUCGACAACUGGACUUUGUAGAUCGGUUGGUUAGAGCGCUGUACUGGAAUCGGAGGUUCGAUUCCUGCCAGGGACCUAAAGUUGCAUUUUUCGCCGCUGUUCCUGGUUAGGUCUAAUAAAUAUAUGUAAGUUCCACUCGGUAAUUUCCAUCUACAAGACCCUGUAACAGGUCUUUAAUUAACGAUCAAAUCAAAUCAAAUGAAAUGGCAAAUUGGUAAAAGUUUACACACGGAAUAUUCCUUUAUUUCUUCUCAAAAUUUAAAUACUCAUGCAGCGAAAUAUGUUAAAGUCUGAUUUGUAUAGGAAAUUACAGGGUUCGAUAAGAAAAAUCGCACGCGUCUUUGGCGAAAUAUUAAUAAUACCACGACCAUACACAAGUGCGAUUUUCAUUAAUAAUACGAAACAAUUUGAUUCCUUUAUAUGUCAUUUGAUUCCUUUAUAUGUCAAGAUGUCUACGAAUGCUCAAUGAUAAGAAAAGCAGUUUUUUUAAUUUAAAUUUUGUGCUUGAAAUUUGCACAUAUUUUGGCAUAUGGGCGCUGAGCCGUGCAAUUAAAAUGUAAUUGCAGAGCUUUACAAUCCAGGAAAUUCGAAAAUCGAAUAAAAUUGACUAAAAUUAUAUUAGGGGCCGACCAUUUAACUUUUGAGAGGCGGGUGAUUUUGAAAAAAAAUUUCCAGCAAGGCUAUUCUGAACAAAAAAAAAUACCUGCAUUAACAAACUGUGGGAAAAAAUAUCCUGCCCCAGUAUUUGGUGGGAAAAAAAUGUUGCAAAACAGCAUGGUUGCAGGGAUUGAUUUGACCAGUCCCAGAAGAUCAGCUGGUUUGAUUUUCAGGGACUAGUGUAAGGUUAAUUUCAUGUUGGAAAACUCCUCAAAAUGCUGGAAAUAGCUUAUCGCACCUUCGGUUGUCGACUCGGUUCUCUCAGAAUCCUAGUUAUGGCCCAGAGGAGGUUGGACAGCCAAUUAGGCGAACAUCUCGACCAAUCAGAUUGCGCCAUUUUCCUCAUGCUCAUGUACUUGCCAUGGUCUGAUGAAUUUCAACGCUACGCGUUGCUACUUGCUGAACAGUAAUGUAUCGAUCAGAAAUUUAUUCAUACAACUAAACCAACGUCUCAAUAAUUGCAAACUUUACUUCAAAGUCGAAAGGUAUCGUACAAUGAAACUUUCAAAUGCGAGUAUAUUUGUAAAAUUAUGUGCAAGAAUUUCUGUUCAGAAUUUCUGACCAGUCAAAUUGCGUGUUUCACUGUAGCUAAUAUAUAACUGCUAUUACUAGCUUUUUUCUAAAGAAAUUUGAUAUACUAUAGAAAUUUCGAUAUAUUAUGGAUUUAUAUAUAUUGGUUAAAGUAUGUAAAUAAUUAAAGCACUUCUGUAACAAUAUUUUAUUGGUGAAAUUCAUUGUUUGGCUGAUGUUUUAGAUUUGAGAUUCGUGAUUUUGGCUAGUGGAUUCUAUUUUUGUCAAUGAUUUCGUCUGCAAGAAUUAAGCAUCAUCAUUAAAUUUGGAGUUCUAAACUUGUUCACCUCUCUGGUAAUGUUACUGAUAUGAUGACUUGACAUGACUUCUGGAUUUUCAAAACUAACCCAGCGACAACAAGAACAACUACUCAUCCACCUGUUUCAAAAAUGACUGGUAAAACUUAAUCUUGGUUUAGAUGCUAAAUUUGUCCCUCAUCCCACUUGUUGCCAAGGCUAUGUCUGUAGUUCAUGCUGGUAAAAAAGACAAUCUGAUUUAUAACGCUGCUCGAUGCUUUGGAUAACAACGUCAUGGAGAUGUUGGUCCUAUAAUGCCAUUGGAUAGAAUGUACUUUAUAGCAGUGAAGGCCCACUUGGCCUUUUUUAACAGUAUUUUGUAUAAAUGCUGUUACACAACUAAUUCAGAUAAAGUUUGAGAAAUGGUGGUUCUCAUGCACCUAUCAAUGCAACCUCGUUCCCAGGGUCUCUCCUUCUGUCAUCUGGGAGAGACCCUGGCUGCGGCUGGUCACGUGCCUCCCAGAUUCUGGGAGGUAAAUUUAAUUGUAACUGUGAGAGGGGUGGGAAAGGAGCGUGUUUGUAGCGUUUUAAAAUUGCAACUUUGGGUCAUGAAAUUCACUGUAAAUUUGCAACAAGAAAUCGUAAAGAAAACUCUUAAAUUAAUAUUUAUAUCGUGACGUUCUACUCUAUAAUCUGGUGUCGAGUUACAAUUCAAGCAAGUUGGAUCAGAUUUCAAUAUUCAACUUAUAGACUUGCCAAAGAAAGCACGCUUGCCGCUUGUGCAGCGUGGCAAUAUUAAACCUACAAGAAAAUAUAUAUCUCCAGACCGAACAGUGUGGUUGUUAUUUAUUAGUAUUAAAGUUUAUCCUGAUACUCGGACGAAAAGAAUUUAUUUAUUGAUGAGAUGUGGAAUUGCAACGAAAUAGCGAGAUCUUUUGAUUUCCGAAAUAUCGCCAACUGUAUCCAGAUUGUUGAUCUAUAUAAAGGCCUUAUCAAGAAACUUAAAGCCCGUCAAAACACUAUAAAAUUGGCCCUUUUAAUUAAUGGCUGAAACCAACGAUCAUGGUAUAUGUCAAAGUAUAGCUGUCUGUUGAAAAUCUACUGUAUUAAAAUCAUACACCAAAGAUAAGUCAAACGACAAUUUAUAUGUCACUAUAUUAUACAUGUCUUUCAAUGAGCACUGUUUAGUAGUGUUCACCACCUAUAUAAAUUUUGUAAACAGCUUUCGUUUUGACAUGAAUAAGCUUUAAUUUUUUUUGCUUUGUGAAAUAGAAUACCGUUAUUUUUUAAUGGACAGCUUGCAUCGUCUAUAUCAUAUCCAGGAUUGCUUGUGUGUAGACGCAUUAUUCAGUAUAUGACACUAUCAAAUAAAUAUAAGUAGUAAAUGAUUAAUGAAUUAGAGAUAAACAGGUGAUUCACAAUGAAAACUUUAAAAAUGUUAGUAGAAGUAGGCUAGAAAACUCGAAAAUUUAUGUCUAUUCGUACCAAUCGUAUGAUGCCAAUGACGGUCUGUGCGCAUCUGACACUGUAAAUUUGUAAUAUAGAUUAUAGUAUGUUAACACAAUAUAAUGAUUAAUAGAGACCAAAAAAGUCUUACUAUAAUUACCGAAUACGAAUUAUGUACUAAAUCCAGAUAAACCAAUGACUGAAAUCUCCUCUGUACUUAUAGACAUUUCUCUAUUCGGCUAUUAUCAAAUGUUUACAUUUGCUAAUAUUGGGUCAGUCCUAGAGAAUACUGUUUCUUUUAAAAAUCUUAUAAACAAGACGCGUAGUAACAAGUGAAUCGGUACAAAGCGUAUCAACGUUUACAAGAAAGGACGAAUGUAAUCAUUUAUGGCGUAUUUUAAAAACAUUACAUAUUAAAAGGUUCGUUACAACCGCGCUCGAUUGUGAAGAGAGCAUGCAUUGAAUAGCAACACGAGAGAGCACGUACUGUACUGCGAGUAACGAUUUGCGUUGUUUCUUGACUUGACUGUAAGUAAGAAUGUAAGAAUGUUCUUGUAAAUUCAAAGCAAAGAAAAUAAACAAAAAUUAGCAAGUAUUUUGAACGUAAUAAUUCGCAAAAUUUAUGUUUUUAACGAAUAUUCCACUGGAAGCAUGUUGAUGUAAUUUGAUACUUUGCCCACACCCCCUCAGGCGCUAAAUUUUUGAUGAGGCACGUGACCAGCCGCAGCCAGGGUCUUUCCCAAAGAAAGAUCCUGGGUACGAGGUUGCUAUCAAUGUUAAACCCCAGAGAGGGGGGUCGGACAUAUGUGGGGCAUUUGAUUUUUUUUAUCAAAUUUUCAAUCAAAUGCCCCACUGUUGGGCAAUAAAUAUUGGUCAAAUACCCUACCAUUUUGCAAUAAAUUGCAAUAAAUACUAUAUUAAUAAAAGCCAUUUUGGUACAAAUUGCCCUUUCUUGGGCCCAAAUGCUAAUCCAUAGUUAACUAUGGCUAAUCAAAAUCCCUAUAGGGUGGAGAUGUAAUUAAUGAUCAAAUACCCCACUCCCCCCCUCUCUGGGGGAGUUAACAUUGAUAGGUGCAUUAUAUGCAGGGUUUUUUUUUGUAUUAUCUUAUAAUGUACCUUAAUUAAAGUAUCAGCAGCAUGUUAUUGUGGGACCUUUGAUCAAUAUUAUUGUAUAUAAAUAGACAUAUUUUUGUUUUAUUGUUGCAUUAAUUUUAAUGAAAAUUUACUCACAAAGUUGGUCAAGUGAAUGUAUAAACUGUUUAUUUAUUCAUUUAGUACAGCACAUGUUACAAUUAUGUACUUAAUUGCACGAGUGUCCAUAACGGACAUUGUUUUAAUUGCACCCACUUGUGAUUAACCUUAAGUUUUUGUUUAAUUUAAAAAUGCUGAAAAAAAUUUAAAAAGUUAGCCAAUUGAAAUAACAGCAUAAAAUUUCUAUAACUUGCUAAACCUAGUCAGUAGCUAUUAUAUCACAAACAUCUGUCAACAUACACUCAUGCUCUUCUUUACCACUUAAGUCUCCCACUCACAACGUCACUUUAUGACAUUUUUGGAUAAAAUCCUAUUUUGAAAAACUCAACCCUAUACUUGAUAUGCUGAACAUAGACUUCUAAGAUAUCUCCUGUGGCAAGUAGUGGGUGCAAAUACUCGCAUAGUUCAGAAGCAAUAUAACCAACAUGUGUCCAUCCUGUUCCAUAGUCUAGAUCAAUUGCACUUGGGUCCAUUGAAUUCAAUUGCUCUGGCCAAUGAAGAGCAAGGUAUGCCUGUUCCAAAAUGAUGUUGGUAGUUUUUCUCAUGAGCAGCACCGAUGCACUUGAAUGGUACAGCAUGGGUGAUUUCGUCCUCGUCACUUUCAUCCUCAUCACUUAAAUGGUCACCACUUUCUGCCCUAUCACUUUCAUUAUCACUUUCUGCCCUAUCACCUUCAUUACCUGACCAGGUUCAAGACCAGCCAACCACUCAAAUAGAUCUCUUUCUACAAAAUCAUAACAAGAAAAUUUUUAUUUUAUUAUUUUAUACAUACACUGUAAUCUCUAAAAUUAGAAAUCUAAUGCAAAAGUGUGUCACUAUUUACAGUAAUAUUAGUAUGUAAAAAUCUAUCCACAACUAGAUACAAACAGGCAUCAUACGUCUAGCAAAAUUUUAUUAUUAAAACAAUUUGUUUAACUCAAAACAUGUACAUAAUGUAUCACAGUGACACAGUACAUAGACACACACACAGUAGGGUCAAACUAGAGGCAAUAAACACAAAUAUUACGCUAUAAUUUUGUACAGUGUAUUUAUGAAAUUACAGUACAGUACAGUACAGUACAGUACAGUACAAGAAUAAAAACAACAAAGCGGAAAUUUGACUAAAUAACAAGAUAACUGUAAUGUAUUGUAGUAUACCAACCUUAAAUACUGCGCUUGUUUUCACCAUGGAUUGUAAAAGAACUUAUUUUACAAUCCAUGUUUUCACGUUGAUGAUACACGGAGAUUUAACGCCAUCCAACUUAGAAAGAAGAGCCUUGCUAUUGGGAAUAUUUAUAUAAACACAAUUCCUUCGCUCAGACGGAUUAUUUAUAAAUUAAACUAAAAUGACAACACGUCCCAUGCAAUUUAAAAAAAGGUAAACUUGCUAUAGUAAAACGCAAGUCAUAAUGAGGAUCGCAACAGUACAGCAAUAUGCUGUUUUCACAGAGUAUCUGACACUCUUGUCGUUCGAAUGCUUCCAUAUAGGUUUAGUCAGAGAGAUGUUCACUCCUCUACAGUCAACAGUCAAUGAAGUCACACAUGGAAUUAGGCGCUCAAUGUCCAUGAUGCUUUGCGGCCUGCUGUUCAACCUCCUCUGUUAUGGCCUGAUCUGCAAAGUUCUGUCCAUAACACGCAAGGUCAAUUCAUUGCAUUUUCAAUACCAUAUGGAUUCUACCAAGUUACUUCGAGUAAACGAAGAAAAAGAUCUCGGGGUGAUCAUUACUGAGAAUUUGUCAUGGGAAUCAUCUUACCUGCAUUUGUGCGAAGGCUAACAAAUUACUCGAUCUAUUAAAGCGAACAUGUAUUUCAAUUGUUGACGUUGGUUAAGUCCAAGUUAAGUUAUGCGACUGAGGUUUGGUCUCCAGCAAGUUCCUUACUGAAACAUAAAGGCUGAGAAAAUUCAGAGACGUGCUAUGAGAUGGAUCUUACGCGUCAAAGCCGGUGAACUAUCCUACAAAGAGAGACUUCAGCAACUGGAUAUGCUCUCUCUUGCGUACGAUCGCGAGGUCAAGGAUUUCCUUUAUAAGGCAGUGAACGGAUAUAUCGACAAUCAGGUCUCAAAUUGUGUUAACUUUUUGUCAAUCAUGGAUGGACACGUAGAGCAUUGAGUUCCAAAUACUUAGAAACUCCGUUGUGUAAAACUUGUACGUACAGUUCGUCGUAUUUUAAUCGUGUUGUCAAAUUAUGGAACAGUGUUUGUGUCUCGAUUGAUCCUUCCGGAUUCACAUCGCCAUCGUCUUUCAAACUAUACCUCAAGAUGAGGUAUAAACAUAUUCUGGAAACAAUAUUUGAUCCGGACAUGACUUGCACCUGGUCACUUAAACGUGAUUGUGGUUGUCACAAAUAAUAAACUAACAUAACUAAUCAAAUUAAUGUGCAUGCAUAAUAUUAAUAUUUACUAGAAAAUACAUGCAUGCAGAAACCCUCGCCUUGCUGAAUUCCAAACAUGAAGUAUUGUCAUGGUAACACGAUCAUUUUAAGAAUAGUUUUAAAAUUGAAAAAUCCCCCCAAAAUAUCACUUUUAAUUACAAAAUGAUCAUUUUCCCAAACAUAUAUUUGCUAGGUAUGUUAUUAUACGUAAUAUAAGCUUCAAUUUAAUGUGAAAUUCAACCACAAAAUCUUCGCAAAACGUUUUAAAAUGUUCUUAAAACUAAAAGCAAACAAUACAUCAAAUUAAAAACAAACUUACCUUCAGUAACGCCGGCGACUUUGCUCCAUUCUUUUAGACGUUUUCAGGCGGUUUUUGGCUCUCAAAAAGGUUUUGAAAUUUGCAAAAUCUUGCAAAACCCGAGGCAAAACACAAUAUAUUUGCUGAUUUACAAGAAAUGUUUAUUAUUUCGCUGUCGUCAUUUAUCAUACAACAACAAAUUUUAAAUUUAACCAAUCAGUGUUCGCUAUUCACGAAUGUCCGCCACAUAUUUUGAGAUCAGUGAGGAUGACCACCCACUCGACAUCGUUGGUCACCCACGCCCGCGAUCAUUGAUGAACUUUAGACUUCGCUAAUGCUUUCGUUUCCCCGGGUGUAAAUAACUGGGCGGAAUUAGUACGCUCGCCCCGUGCUUACGCCCGGAACGGCGCUCUGCGCCGUUGGCUCAGAGAUUAAGUAAAUAUGUUAUACAGGGUGCCCCAAAGGGGACCAAAGCUGUUGAGAUGGCAUGUUGUUGGGGAUUGAAUUGCCUUAGCACUCAUAAGUGCACAAAAGAACCCAUAAGUGCAUAAAAGCUUGACAAAAGUAAAUUUUAUGAAUAAAGAAACUGUUUAAGAAGUUGCUUUAAAUUCCCAAGAGCAUAAAAUCGUGAGCUUACAAAGAUAUUUUAAAUUCUUCAAUACUCUCAAUAUAUUCAUCCUGUCUAUCAUAUUUUACGCAUAUUUGCGUUCAGUUUGGUGCUGAAGCGUUCGGAUUCUAGCAGUGCGUUGUUUCAGUGGUUUUGGUUUUUUUGGGACACCCUGUACAGUAAACUGUGACUUUAAUUAAAGUGUCUAUGUUAGGAAGAGGAGGGGCACCAUGCAAUGGACUUUACGUCCAGUUUGUGCCUUUUCCGUUUGAGUACAGCUCUUUUAAUUGUAUGUUUAGAUGAAUAUUUGUUGAAUUAAUUUGUACUCGAUAAAGUCAAACAAACAAACAAACAAAAAACAAACAUCUGCUGCCCUAUGACGUAUACUUAUUUGUUAAACCAUGCAUAUAUGUGCUGGUAGCUGCAGUGAUACAGACUUUCCGACUGGAACUUCUCCAGGUCCCCCGCUAAAUAUGUCCCCUCCAGUUACACAUCCUUUAACCUGAGUAUCAGGCCCUUAUGUUUUCAUUCGCCAGGAUUAAUUGGCGGCGGCGAAUGAAGGAGGGCCUGAUACAAUUCUUUACCGCGGCGCAUGUAAAAAGCCAGAUUCUGGCUUUUUCGUCUGAUUGGCCGAUUGGACAAACGAUUUUUUAAAUCUGUCAUUUGAUUGGCUGGUGCUAAUUAGAUUAUACAAUUGUUGUUGAUAUAUUUUAUAACGAUCACAACUACAAUUAUAGCCGGCCCACUAAACGGCUGAAUAUAAAUUAAAACUGCAGUAAAAUUAGAAAAUAAUCGCAAAUUAGCGAAAUAUAUUGCAAAUGUAGCUUAUAUUAAAUCGCCAUCAGAUUGCACUAUCAACUAACUGACGUAUAGUUAUAAAGUAUACUUAAUAUAUGUAUAUACUUUAUAAUUAUAUGUCAGUUUGUCGAUAAAUACGGUAUUAAGCGCCAUGUAAAGCUCAUUGUAGUCACUGAAACCUCUGCGGAGGAGAGAGCAAUCGGGUGACAAUUUAACAUAAGCUACAUUUGCAAUAUAUUUCGCUAAUUUGUGAUUAUUUUUGUUAAUUUUAUAAGUUCAUUGCAGUUUUAAUUUAAAUUCAGCCGUUUAGUAGGCUGCUAUGCUAUAAUUAGAUUGUUUAAAUUUCUCCUGCGACAUUUUGAUUGGAUACUAAAUAUGAACUUUGCUGUGGGUGGAAAGCGAUCAGGUUAAGUUUUGUGUCAGGCUCUAUUUGUAAAAUAGAGCCUGAUACAUCAGGUUACACAGGCCCUGAACCAAAUGUUAUACCUCAUUGCAAUAUGUAUUAUUAAAAGCAAUGCAUGAAGCUAGAAACCUCAACGUUAACAAUUAUUGAAAAAACUCCCUUCCAGCGGUAAAUUCCCCCCCUCAAAAGUUGAAUGGUCGGCCUCUUAGUCGCUAAAUCGUAUGUUUAUAGAUUUGUUACACGCCAUUUCUGUACAAUGUGAAAAAUUACGUGUUAUUUAAAACAAAUAAUAUCUUAAAUUGUUUCUUUGUUAUUUAAGUGGAAAGAGGCAAGUUCAGAUCAAAUAAUGGACUCGAAACUGAAGUGCGUGUUUGAUUUGGCUGAUGAGCAAAUUUCAGAGGUAAUAUACUAAUAGCGAAGAAAUAAAUAACAAGACGCUCGAAAGAGCGGUAACUCGCUAUGGCUAAUGGGUAGACUCGGUUGAAGUCCGUCUCUCAGCGCAAGCGGUCAAAAGCUAAUGGGCUAUAGUGAUACGCUUGUUAGAUGGUACUACAAUCAUAUGGCCAAUUGAAGAGUUAAUUGGGACCUGUCCCCUGUUGCAAAAUUGCGGUGUCCCACUCCGUGCCAAGUUUGGCACCGCUACCUGACAGCAGACGGUUUUUGGGGAGGAGUUUGUUUCGAAACAAAUGUUUCCACUGAGUUCCUAUAAAAAUUCCUUGCACGUUCUCUGAAUUUCCUUUCCGGGCAAAUUAAUUAAUCGCUGACUGAGACCGAUUAUUGGUUUUAUCACAGGGGGUCCAACUAAGAACUGUGUUGUGAAUAUGAAUAAAACAUCAUAUUAAUUAAACGUAAUAUGAAUAAAACAUCAUGACGUAACAUCAUGACGUACAUCCUAGCAUGACCAAAUUGUCGGGCUGGCUACGCCACUGACUUGUAUAAAUCAUAAGAGCUUGCAUGCAUUUACAGUGAAUAGCUUCAAACAUUGCUUCGAACGAACAUAAACAACUUGUAGUUUAUUAUUGUUCAAAUAUGGCGAAUCAAUUGGCAAAACGAAAAUAUUACAUGGCGUUCCCACGAAAAUAACAGCAAGGAUUGCUUGAAUGCUUCAAGAAGUAAAUUUGAGAACAAGGCUCCUGGGCCAAUCAGGGAUUUGAGACAAGUGUAUCAAAAUGGAUUUAUUUUCUUCAUUUUGACCAGCUAAACCCACAACACUCUGAAUCUACAAUAUUUCUCCAUUAUUUUUAAAUAGUAGAAAUGCAGAUUAAAAAUGCAGAUGGUAUUGAUAACAACACGAGUUGAUAAAGAUCUUUAAUGUAAUAUAAACUAACACAACAACUACAGGUGCAUAUUGACUGUUGUACUUUUGAUGACUGAUGGGCAAAGCUUCAUAGCAUUUACAACCUUGUGUUGAAUUUGUACAGAGAUCACGAUGGCGUGACGAUGCUAGGAAGGAGUCACACAGUGUUAUUUUCAAAUGUAUAAACAUUUCAGACGUGAAUAUUGACUUAUUGUCAAUAUUGAGUAAAUCUUUGAGAAUCUACGCAAUAUAUAAAUUGAUGUUAUGCAUUACGGGCAUUUAAUCAAGUACCGAUAUUAUUUAAACGGUAUAUUCAUAUACAGAAGUAGGAAGGAGCGAGAUGCUGAUUUUCAAAUGUAUAAACAUUUCAGACGUGAAUAUUGAGUAAAUCUUUGACAUUCUACGCAAUAUAUAGAGGAUAUUAUGCAAUACGGGCAUUUAAUUAAGUGCCGAUAUUAUUUUGACGGUAUAUUCAGUUAUACAGAGCUAGGAAGCAUUUCAGACGUAAAUAUUGAGAAAAUCUUCGAGAUUCUACGCAAUAUAUAAUUUGAUGUUGUGCAUUACGGGCAUUUAAGCGCCGAUAUCAUUUAAGACCGUAUAUUCAUUAUACAGCGACUGUAUAUAAUUAAUAUUAGGAUGUUAGGGUUUGUAAUCCAAGUGAGAAUAUAUACAUUUUAAGACCUAACCAGGAACGACUGCGAAAAAUGCAGCACAAGGUCCUCUGGUAGGAAUCGAACCUACGGCCCUGCGAUUCCGGAGCAGCGCUCUAACCAACUGAGCUACACAGAAUAUUAAUUGUUCUUGUAAAGAGUCUAAAGAUUAAGAUGGCUACACUCAGUACAGUGAAACCCUAUAUGAACCACAGAAUUAUAAACUCUGUGGUGGCAUUCUGUGCGGAAUUGCUGAAACCACACACACAGCACGUGUCAAGCAUGAUUGUUGUUGCAUGUUUGGCAGUCUAAAUAUGGACAUGAUUAAUUUAGGGUUCAGAAAUCAGGGUUGCAUAACACCCGCAUGUGAACAUCACGUGCUGAUAUUCAAUAAUAUGAUUGGCUGGUGCAUGAAUGCCACACAGCGAAAAAUUGCAUCAGAUCAGUGGAGCGUAAACAACUAAUCGAAACGAAUGUUUGUAUGGCGUCUACGAAGAAAAUAACUUGCUAGACUAAAGAAAAUCUCUUGACUCGUCAGAGCUUUUUAUUUAAACGAGAAAGACGAGGAGAUAGCCCACGUGUUAUCGCCAAUCGCUUGACUUGCCAGCGAGCUUUAUGCAAUAGAAGAGAAAGGUAAGGAGAUAGCCCACGUGUUAUCGUCAAUCGCUUGACUUGCCAGCGAGCUUUAUGCAAUAGAAGAAAAAGGCAAGGAGAUAGCCAACGCGUUACCGUCACGGACCUUGUUCACGGGUCUAGCACAACGGUGCAAAAUCGUGUUCAGUGCAAAGAGAACUCUACCAGGUCUAACGAGAAUCUAUAUGUAUCAAAGCUUAUCAAAACUGCUAUAAACGCUGAUAUAACUGUGAAACUAUUGAAAUCUAAAGUGACAUUGAAUACAUGCGAAAACCUAACGGACAGUAUAUGGGCUAGCUAACACCCUGCGGAGUCGCAUGAAAGUUUUAUUUGUAAUGCACCGCAUUUAGCUAGUACUCUUUACUGUGUUCUUACAAAAGCAUAGUUAGCACUUAGCAGUCUUAUAUCGAGUUUAUAUUUCAUACAAUUGUUCCUGUGGCUGUGCAUCGGUGAUCGCUGUCUUUAACUUUGUAUUUCUGUCUUUGUCGGGCUAUAAGAUUAACAGGAUUUAUUUUGCAUUAAUACAUCUCCAAAUUCAUUGUUCUUGUCGUUGAAUCCUCAAUGCAGUAAAAUAUCAGUUUAAAAGAACGUAAACAUUCAAAUUGGCAGGAGCCUUAUGGAUAAUUUGGGUAAAAAUUAGAUAGCUCAUUAGUAUUCUAUUUUGUGGCUAUCAAUCGGAGAAAAAUGUGAGCCGAAACCUACAGUCGCCAGGGCACAGGUGCCCCAGCGAGUAAUAAACAUUAAAAUUUAUUCGACACAUUGACAAUUAGAGGUGUGCAAAUCCGAUCCGAUCGGAUUCGUUCGGAUUUCGGAACCAAAAUAUUCAUAUCGGAUCGGAUUGAUAAAGUUGUUUCGUAGUCGGAUCGGAUCGGACUUCGAUAUCCGAAAUAAAAUGAAUUAAUUAUCCACGCAUUAUCGCAAGAAUUAAUUAUCCAUGCAUUUAUCAAAGCAUUAUCGCGGUUGUCGCUGCAUUAUUCGUUUGUUACUUCAAUUGGACGUCACCUUGUCAGCUUCUUGACAUGCAUUUCUUGCUUUUUUAUUUAUUUGGUUAAAUAUUUCAACUUGAAUGAGAAAUUUAUUUUAUUAAAGAAUUCUUCGGAUCGGAUUGGAAUUAUCAAAACUCGGAUCGGAUUCGGAUUAUUAGACAAAUUAGGCAAUUGUCGGAUUAUAAACGUCCAAUCCGAUCCGAUGAACACCUCAUUGCUCUCCUAAACAUUAAAAUUUGCCACUUUUGUGUUGAAACUUGAAAGCUUGUUACCAUGGCAACAGCGUGCGUAGAGUAAAGCUAUUUAAAAAUUCCCUUCUGUGAAUAUUUUUAAAACUUUGCAUAAAAGAUAAUACUGAUAUAAUGAUUUUUUUUCUUGAAUUUUAAAAAACUAAAUCGAUACGUUUCUUAGAAAAUUUAAAAAACGUCAAAAAUCAAUAUUAAAAAAUACCGCUUCGAUUGAAUUUUAAGAAAAAAAGCUAUUGCAUUAGUUGAGCCGAUAUUAAGAAAAGUUUAAAAAAUUUUACCGAAGGAAAAGGGAGAAAUUUUGGUUUAAUUUUGGCAUUUUUUACGAAAUUUGACGCGAACGAUUAUCACAUCUGACGUGUACAUUUCGUAAACAACAAGGCAUGAUUUUUUUUAAUUACAAAAUAUAAAUUAUGUUUGAUACACUGUUUUACUCUGUCGGUUAAAGGUCAACUAAGCGUUGAUUAUUACAUGUAAAAUUGGCAAAGAUAUUUAGGUAAUUCCUGUUUAUGACUUGUUGGUAUUAAUUUGAAAAUGUUUGUCAAAAUUCGUCCCGUUCGAGUUUGUACUAUCGUCCGAUGUUUAGUCGAUGUUAUGGAAUUAUUAGCUAGAUAAUACCAGAUGUCUCACUCUGUAUCUAUGGUAACUUCACUUUGGCUUUUAUGGGUAACAAUUUGGCACGUAUAAGGGCUGUGCGUCAAACCUAAAGCUUCCGUGUGAAAGCUGUGGGUGGAAACAAGAGCAUUCUCACUCCAUAACCAUUGCCCUCUAGGAGAAACCAGUUGGUGUCGAUAUCAACGUGCCAAAGUGAAAGGAGAUGCGAGCGAGCACAAGCAUGGUGCUGGAUUGCCAAUGCCAGUUAUAGAAAAGAUCAAACCUAUUUACCAGCGGCUUAGCCAAAUGAUCUUCUUGAGAAGUGCCUGCAUGGCAAAACUCAAAACCAAAAUGAGUCCCUAACUGCUAUGAUUUGGCAGCGAGUGCCGAAAUAAAUUUUUGUGGGGCCGGGACGCCUUGAAUUUGGGAUGUAUGAUGCCAUUUCCUAUUUCAACAUUGGAGCUACAACAGCCUUAAAACAGUUUGAGGAGCUGAACAUUGCUAUUGGAAAGUACACACAACAAAGUUGUGAUAUGCUUAACAAAGAACGCAUUUACGCACCUGAGUACAAAGAGAUUGACUCUUCAAAAAAGAGGAGAGUAGUAUUACAGUGCGUCUACAGUAAGUGGAGCCGCUUACUUAGAGAACACUAACCAAUCAGAUUGCAGAACAAAAAUAGACAUCUAAUCAAACUACUGCUGUCCAAUGAAAAGAAAGCAUGGAGUUCGCUUCAGGAAGCCAGUAGCUGCAGUGUUUACUUUUCAAGGUUAUUUUUACCGUUUGACAUUCUUUAUUUGUUAAAAUUGAAGAUUUUGCAAGGGCGCGAAGCACCCGCAGUAAAGUCGAGAUUAUAUAAGAACACAGAAGUAAGAUAUAACAAUGCUUUAUUCCUCAUAAGUCACAUACAUAGCUGAUGAAGCCUAAAUACUAAAAUAAAAUGUCAGUUUAGCGACCUCGCCAUAUAACGAGCAAUCGAAUGACCAAUGGGUCGACGGGAAAACCGUCAAUAGGGGGAAGGAUGCCUGAUAAUGCGGAGCGAUAUGUAUUCGAUGUCUUAUAUUCUGAUCCUUCAUUGAACGAAUCAGCAAGAAAACUAGUUGUAUCGGCCAAAGAGUGGCGAAGUGGAUCAAUUUCCCGGCCGAGACACCAGCCAUGUCAUUUUUUCCAGGCGGAGACGUAAACUGCGUUUGUGCCUAGCUGCCAAGAUGAGCUUGGAAGCAUCUGUACGAAUGCCUUCCGAUUGUGAAGAUCGCUUGAUACAUGCCAAGCGGCCAAUUGAAGAGUCUGGUUCGCAAUCAAAGGGUGUAUCUCCCCCUGAGGGCCUAGUAACAGAGAUGUGCUCAUAGGGAGGAGAACUGGUAGGGAUACUGAGAGAUCCAAUAAGUUGCCGUUGGUGUACCAAGCUUGCGUUGGUCACAAAUGUGUGACUAGUAUAAACUCUGCCCCUUGUGCCCUCAACUUCGCUAGUGAUCUCAUUUACAGGCAAAACGGAGGGAAUGCAUACUAGCUUUUCUCGUGCGACCAAUCCUGUUGAAGGGCAUCCGAGGCAAUCGCUUUUGGAUUUGGCCUCUAGCUGAAAAACUGAGGCAACUGGGCAUUCAGUCUGUCCGCAAAAAGGUCUUUGGUACAUGGCCCACGAAUCUGCAUCAGAGCGCGGAACACCUGUGGGCACAACUGCCAGUUGCUCGAAUCCAAAGUGUUGUCCAUGCGAAAUCUCACAUGGACACAUAAUUGACCCUUGGUGAAGCUCUUCACCGCAAGGGAUCCUGGCAGAAGCUCCAGACAAUUUAUGUGGAGUUCCUGCUGCCUCGUCCAUCAUCGCUUCAGUUUCGAAUAGAGAUCGGUGGGAGAACAAUGGGCACGCAGGGCUUUAUGGGAAUGCGAUAAAACGUGAAGCUACUCGAAAUCGCGAAUUCAAGAUGGCGUCCGUUGUAAUGGCGGAGAUAUAAUGCAGAUUGGGAGGAUUUUCAAGGCCGUUACACAGGCAGUUUUGGCAAAUAAAGUCGUUUGCCCGGUGCCCAAGUAUGGCGUACAAUUUCCGCCAAAAUUCAAGAUCUCAUUUUCAACACCCAAGUUCGCAUUUUGAACACACAAGUUUGUAUUUUGAACACACAAGUUUGUAUAUCAUGCUUCGCUCGCUACUCUGGUUUAAAUAAAUGAUUACAAAGCCCAGUCGAAUUGUAAUCAAGACCCAACGUUUCGACACUCCAGUCUAGUGUCUUCAUCAGGGGUGAUCUAAAACUGCGAUCGUGGCUUCUUAAAUACCCAAGGGAUGACGUCACCUGCCAAGAAGAUGCAUAUAUUCUUCUGGCAAAAUAACUCCGAGGGUGAUACCUCUGUUAAGGGUUUUGCAAUAGUUCCAUACAUUCAAGGUGUCACAGAACCAAUCAAGAGAAUCUUAAGUAAUUGUAAUAUUAAGGUUGCCUUAAAACCCUAUUUGACCUUAGGCCAUAUUUUCGCAAAGCCAAAAGAUCCUGUUGAAAAAAAUCGGAAGACUCAUGCUAUAUAUUCUAUACCAUGCGGUGACUGCGAUAAAGAGUAUUUGGGUCAGUCUAAACGCCAGUUUGGUACACGGCUAAAAGAACAUCAAAAGGCUGUUUCAACUUUAGACAAGGGAAAAUCAGCUUUAGCCGAACAUGUAUGUUACACUAAACACGAGAUUGCGUGGGAAAACUCUAAAGUAAUUACCACAAACAAUCGCUAUGGUCAAAGACUUUGCCUAGAAGCGUGGCAUAUAAAUAUGAGUCAUCAUGCUUUGAAUAGGGAUGACGGCGCCUAUUUGCCAGAGGAAUAUAUGCAUCUUCUUGGCAGGUGACGUCAUCCCUUGGGUAUUUAAGAAGCCACGAUCGCAGUUUUAGAUCACCCCUGAUGAAGACACUAGACUGGAGUGUCGAAACGUUGGGUCUUGAUUACAAUUCGACUGGGCUUUGUAAUCAUUUAUUUAAACCAGAGUAGCGAGCGAAGCAUGAUUGAUAUACCUGGUUGCAGUGAACGAACAAACUUUAUAAGUUUGUAUAUUUUGAACACACAAGUUUGUACUUUGAACACACAAGUUUGUAUUUGCAUCAACGAUUUAUAUUUUUGACAUUAAAGUGUUAAUUUCAACAUUAAAGUAAUUUUGGCAGAAACGGGGCGUACAAUAUCCGCCAAAAUUCAAGUUUGCAUUGUCAACACACAAGUUUGCAUUUUCAACACGCAUGUUUGCAUUUUCAACACACAUUAUAAAAUAACAUGUAUAUAACGCGUGCUCUGAUUGGUCGAAACCCGUGUUUGGAUCGCGCUUUUCUUAACUCUCGCAACAUUCCCGCGUGUUUGGAUCAGGCCAUCCAAACACGGAAACCAUGAAGUAAUUGUAUGUAACUACACAAGUUAGUAUUUUGAACACACAGGUUUGUACACAAGGGGCCCAGGCUCUGUGUUGGUAUUUAUUUAUUUAUUUUUAUAUAUUGCAAAAUAUUGUAAAAAAAUAAUGCCUGAAUACGCACUGAUUCAAAAUAUUGGUGGACUUACUUGUUUACUGUGUCAUUUACUUCCCUCUCGCCGAUUUUCAGGCUAUUUCGUUGAAUCCAGCCUAUAUUGUAUGUCAUCUAAUAUUACCCACUAUCAAUAAUAUAACGCGAAGCUAGGUAGCUGUAACGCCGGGCGAACUUGGGCAAGACAUUAUUUUCAACAAAACUCGCCGAUAAAAUAUUGCCAAACGCUUCUAAAGCCGCGGCUAUACAUAUUUAUGUUUAUUCAAUCUUCCCAACUGGUAAAUCCUUUCCCUCGCUUUUCCUUGAAGAAUUAAAAGAACUUUAUGUAAACUAAAGUACUUUCUCCGAACUCGUGAGUCGAUCUGCCCUGGAACCAAACCGUUAGAAUUUGAAUUUUUCCAACUUCGUAACCGCACCUCUCGUUAAAAUAUUUCUCCUCAACCCUCCUGAUUGAUUAAUUGCACGUUAAUUGACCAAAAUUACUUUGAUGUUGAAAUUAACACUUUAAUGUCAAAAAUAUCAAUGGUUAAUGAUGCAAAUACAAACUUGUGUGUUCAAAAUACAAACUUGCGUGUUCAAAAUACAAACUUGUGUGUUCAAAAUACAAACUAGUGUGUUCAAAAUACCAACUUGUGUGUUGAAAAUGCGAACUUGCGUCUUGAAAAUGCGAACUUGCGUGUUGAAAAUGCGAACUUGUGUGUUGAAAAUGCGAUCUUGAAUUUUGGCGGAAAUUGUACGCCAUACCCAAGUGCUCCAACAUAAGUUUUUUUUUGAAAGUACUGGAUUAGCCACGUAUUAGCACAGCAUUUUCGUAUGGCUCCUAAGAAAGACAGAUGACAGACCAAGAUAUAUCAGAUUCUUGUUCGACCAUGAAGCGUAUGUAUGGCGAGGAAACGUUAAAGUAUAUUUCCUGUUUAUUGAAGAAGAGUACGAAGGUAUGUUCAUUUACAUGCAUUUUACAUAUUUUACGCUCAAAAAUGUAUCAAUUGUCGCAAUUUAAUAUAUGUGCAUAUUUAAAAUAUCAUUUUAAAAUUAUUUAAAUUAAUAACUUCGAAUAUUGACUGUUGUAAAUACUGAUAAGUGGUUUUUGGUUCGACGUUUUCUGAAGAAGGAAACGUUAUUUCCAUAUGUGGCCAAGUUGCCAAAAUAUACAGAAUGUUUCUUUUGCACUCUGGCAAACUAAAGACAUACGCCAAUCAAAAUAAUCCCUGUCGGAUCUGAGGUAAUGUAUUGUUAAAAUAAUUUCUAUUAAUCAUUUUAUAGCCUUUGCACCAUUUGCACCAAGUUAAUAUAUUGUUUUCACCAUUGUGUUUGCAUAAUUGCAUCCCUUGCAAAUUUACCUAUAGGGAAUUCCAUUGUGUUUGCACCCCUUGCAGGAAGGGCCUAUUGCCGAGUCUAUUGCUUUCAGUGUUUGAGGCUUAACACCAUACUGAAUACUGAGCUGAUUUCAUCGAUGCAUUUUUCAAAACAAACCCUUGUGCACUUACUCAGUAUCAGGUUCAAACAGUGACAGUACCUUAAAAAGGCCUGCUAUACAUAGUGAUAUCUCCAUUAUCAGGCAAACCCAGCUUUUGCAGAAAAAUCUCCCAUGUUUGAACCUCUUUCAGCAUACUGUUAUUAAUUUCAUUGUGGAAAAACAUAGGUGGGAGGGUCCUGGCCAUGUACAAAUUAGAUCAUGUAUCAAGGCUAUUGGAAGCGGGGGGCGGAGGGGCUUCCCCAAUAUUCCAUUUGUAUAAGCAAACACACACAAAAGAACUAGAAAAGUGUCACGCUGGUCAUAUUCAGCAAAUUUUCUCCCAGUACCGCAGGCUAGCAUUUUCAGCAGACUUGCGGUGAAAAAUUGAAACUUUUGCAUUUUUCAAAGAAUUGGCCACAUUCUGUAAGAUGUCCGCUGACAAUACGAGCCCGCACGAGUGGGAGAAAUUUCGCUAAAUUUGACCAACGUGUGGGAAAAAAAAAUUACUUCUGACGGUUUUGUGUAUAUACAUUGUAAGACAUUUUAGGGAUAUACCAGAUUUUCUAAGGGACCAGUCAUUAAUAAUGGGAGGGAGGCGGUGGGUGAGAAGGGGGGGUGGGGGGGUGGGGCGGCUUCAACUAUUUUUGCUUGAACUGGGUGCGGCCUCAAGGCUCAAACUGAAAAAUAUGUGACAAAAGGGCACCCCCAAUUUUUUAAUACUUUCCUACUCAUUUUCAAUCUCUCGUCUUUAUCUAGACUUGGUUCAAGUCCGUCUCUCAAGGGGUUGAAAAUAGCGAUGCACGCAAACGGUCAAAAAAGGCGCGAAAAUAUGAGAGAAAAGUAGGGAAGAGACGGACUUGGAUACCCUGCAAGCGCGCCAAAUUUUACCGUCGGAUUUUUCCUACGGAGGCGUGGCUUGCCAGUUGAGAACAACAACAGAUUUUCGCGCCAAUUUUUGCAAGUAACAUUCGAAAUGCUGCGAAUGUCCCAAGUCCGUCUCUCCCUACUUUUCUCCUGAGACGGACUUAAACCAAGUCUAGCCUUUGUCGUAUCCCACAAAAUAUUUCACCUUUUUUAGUUCAUAUAAUCGUAGUUUCCAUAAUUUAUGACGUAUAUCCAAUUCAACAUAGGAGUCGGUGUAAAUUAUAACUAUUUUCUUACACCAGUGCUGGUCCCAUUACCUAUUUUACACCACAAAAUGUAACAAAUUAAAUGCUGGAGGGGGGAAGUCUUAAAUGUUCUAGAUGAAGGUGGCGGCAUCUUGAAAAUAAAGGUCUUGCGAUUUGGGCGGCCCUAUAAAAUGUUCAAUAUUUGUUAUUUGUCACUCACCGCCUUAAAAUAUCGGUCGGUCACGGACAUUGUCCGACCCAUUCGUGAAAUUAUCCGACGUAGAAAGGAAAGGGAAAGAAAGGAAAGGAAAGGGAAAUUUUAAUGAGGUUUAUUGUUUGUCCGACCUGAGUGUAUUUGUGUCCGACCGAACUGUAAGCUUUGUCCAACGUAAAUCAAAGUUGUCGAAGUUUUUAUUAAUACUGCUGUUUUGGCAAGCAAGUUAAUUUUGGCUUGGGAAUAAGUAUGAAAGAAACAAAUUAUGUAAUAUCUUCACAGCAUUUACCGUUCAGAAUUAAUACAUUGUGCUGAUAUUCAUUUGUGUCAUUCAAACUUAUUUCCGAGUCAAAACUGAACUGAAGGUCAUCGGACAUAUGUCCAACCCAAACUCAACGUCAUCGGACAUUUUGUCAGACGUCCCUGUAAAAGAUAUUUUAAGGCCUGCCGCCCACCUCCCAUUAUUAAUGACCGGUCCCUAAGAAGUUCUUUUCUUGCAGGCUAUUAAAGAAAAUGAAUGAAUGAAAUG